CUGAGACAGCUGAGGGCCAUGUGAGCACCAGGGGCGGGGGCCGCAGGCUCGGUGCAGCCUCCUUUCUGGGACUGAAAGGGAAAGACCUGUCUGCUGCCAUAGGGGAACGAUGCAAGGUUACCGUGAGUGUUGUGCCGUGUCUACUAAGGUUUCGAGGAUUAAUAAUUUAGGCCGUCCUUUGAAAUAGGAAACCCGCAGUUGGUUGUUCCUGCCGUCUCGGAAGGGUUAGGAUAUAGCCGGUCCGUUUUUGAUGUAUGAAACUGAAGAUUUGUAAAGAAAGGCCUCCGCCUCUGCCUGGGCCACCGUCGUUUUCUUCCCAUGCCAGUGCCCAGCAGGCAUGUCAGUAUUGGUCGUUCUCAGAGCUGGGAUGCUGCCGGGUGGUACGAGGGCCCCUGGGAGAUGGCGGAGGCUCCAGGCCGGAGCAGCUCCCUGACAGAUGGAGGCAGAGAGGGACCCUGGUAUGAGCCCACGCCCGAUCUCUGCCACGAGGCCUUCUACAGUUCGGUGGCCGGAAGGAAGAACUCCGUCCCCGACUUCACCUUUUACGACAGCAGACAGGCCGUGAUGUCUGCCCGGGGUGCCCUGCUGCCGCGGGAUUACUACGGCGACCCAUCCGGAGCCUCUCGGGUGCCCAGAGAGCUGCGUCACCACCGGGACCCUGGAGUCAGCCGGUCGCUGCCCGGCUAUGGAGUGCUUGGCAGCAGAAUGACAUGGGAGCAAGUGCAAGGUCGGACCCCUGCCCUGCAGGACACAGGCCACCUAUACCAGGAUCCUGGAGGUAAAAUGAUCGCGCCAGGGCAGCGGACGCAGAGCAGGGCCCCGCCACCCGUGCACUAUGCCGGGGAGCUGGCGGAUGUGCCCGUGUACCCCUCCAGCCAGGUCUACAACAAUGUAGCUGAGAGGCCUGUGGAUCCCGCCCCCGCCAGGCAGGCGGCCCCUACCUGCCUGGUUGUGGACCCCAAUGGGACUGCUGCCUCCGAGGGUGGCCCAGGGGUAGCCCCAGGCACUCUGAAUCGAGGCUACGGGCAGGAACAUGCCCCCUCCAAGGUGUCUUAUGAGAAUUGUGAGGCUGACCUGUCCACCUUCCAGGGGCCCGCUGGCAAGAGGACUGUGCUGCCUGAAUUCCUGGCCCUCCUUCGGGCUGAGGGUGUGGCGGAGGCCACACUGGUGGCCCUUUUACAGCAGGGCUUCGACUCCCCGGCCGUCCUGGCCACCAUGGAGGAUGCAGACAUCAAGUGCGUCGCGCCCAACCUGGGCCAGGCCCGCGUCCUGAGCCGCCUGGCCAGCAGCUGCAGGACUGAGAUGCAGCUUCGGAGGCAGGGCCGGGUAGGGUCCCUGCCCCGGACACGCUCCAGCAGCUUCAGCCACCAAAGCGAGCUCCACGGCGACUUGUCUUCUCUGCAGCCCCAGCCUGUGGGUCCCCUGCAGACGGCGUCACCCCGCGUUGGAGACCUGGCGCGCCGCCCCUCCAGCGCACCGUCACAGCACCUCCUGGAAACAGCGGCUACCUAUUCUGCUCCUGCAGGGGGCGCCCAAGCCCCCCAUUUCCCCUCUAACUCUGGGUAUAGCUCUCCCAUCCCAUGCGCCAUGACAGCACGGCUGGGCCCCACAUACCCCCCACAUGCUGGAGUGGCCCUGACUAACCCAGGCCCUGGGACGCCCCUUCACCCAGGCCCCAGAACAGCCUACUCCACAGCAUACACGGUGCCCAUGGAACUGCUGAAGCGGGAACGGAGCAUGGCCGCGUCUCCCCUGCCCAGCCCGUACGGCAGCCCGCAGCUCCUGCGGAAGCCCGGUGUCCCUGUGGAGCCGUCCACCCUGCCGCCCGCCAGCCAGAACCUCCACGUGCCUCACUCGCCCUACCAGAAGGUGGCCCGGCGGACAGGGGCCCCCAUCAUCAUGUCUACUAUGCUUGCUCCGGAACCAAGUAUCCGUCCCCAGAUCAUGAACGGCCCCCUGCACCCCCGCCCCCUGGUGGCGCUGCUGGACGGCAGAGACUGCACCGUGGAGAUGCCCAUCCUGAAGGACCUGGCCACUGUGGCCUUCUGUGACGCGCAGUCCACUCAGGAGAUCCACGAGAAGGUUUUAAACGAAGCUGUGGGCGCCAUGAUGUACCACACCAUCACGCUCACCCGGGAGGACCUGGAGAAGUUCAAGGCCCUGAGGGUCAUCGUGCGGAUCGGCAGCGGCUACGACAACGUGGACAUCAAGGCAGCCGGGGAGCUCGGAAUCGCCGUGUGCAACAUCCCGUCGGCAGCAGUGGAAGAGACGGCCGAUUCCACCAUCUGCCACAUCCUCAACCUGUACCGGAGGAACACGUGGCUGUACCAGGCCCUGCGGGAGGGCACACGGGUGCAGAGCGUCGAGCAAAUCCGGGAGGUCGCCUCAGGAGCCGCUCGCAUCCGCGGGGAGACACUGGGCCUCAUUGGCUUUGGUCGCACAGGGCAGGCCGUCGCUGUUCGAGCCAAGGCCUUUGGAUUCAGCGUCAUCUUCUAUGACCCCUACUUGCAGGAUGGGAUCGAGCGGUCCCUGGGCGUGCAGAGGGUGUACACCCUGCAGGACUUACUGUAUCAGAGCGACUGCGUCUCCUUGCACUGUAAUCUCAACGAGCAUAACCACCAUCUCAUCAAUGACUUUACUAUAAAGCAGAUGAGGCAAGGUGCGUUUCUGGUGAACGCGGCCCGCGGAGGGCUGGUGGACGAGAAAGCCUUAGCCCAGGCGCUCAAGGAAGGCAGGAUACGAGGGGCGGCCCUCGACGUGCACGAGUCGGAGCCUUUCAGCUUUGCUCAGGGUCCCUUGAAAGAUGCACCGAAUCUCAUUUGUACGCCCCACACAGCCUGGUAUAGUGAACAAGCGUCACUAGAGAUGCGGGAGGCCGCUGCCACGGAGAUCCGCCGGGCAAUCACAGGUCGCAUCCCGGAGAGCUUAAGAAACUGUGUGAACAAGGAGUUCUUUGUCACCACAGCUCCCUGGUCAGUAAUAGACCAGCAGGCUAUUCAUCCGGAGCUCAAUGGUGCCACCUACAGAUACCCGCCCGGCCUCGUGGGCGUGGCCCCGGGAGGACUUCCUGCAGCCAUGGAGGGCAUCAUGCCCGGAGGCAUCCCUGUGACUCACAACCUCCCCACAGUGGCGCACCCUUCCCAGGCACCCUCUCCCAACCAGCCCACAAAACACGGGGACAAUCGAGAGCACCCCAACGAGCAAUAGCAGAGAGUGACGAAAGGUCAUCAUCAGAUAAACCUGGGACCAAGAGACAGUGACAAAUAGAUGAACUAAGAGGAGAGGAAUUGGACAGUCUUUGAAACUGGUUCUGGACACAUGCAUCACUGACGUUUCAGUGGUAAAACGACAGAAGAGCUAGACGCCGAGACGUGGGGAAACUGAAGACGCCGUCUACUUACGGAAGCGCUGAAAGACUAGGACGUGGUUUAGUAACGACCAACUUCUGUUAUUGUGUGUUAAGUUUUUCAUCUGUGCAUCAAAUCACAAAGAAUAAAUAGAUUUUUCCUUUAUCAGUCCUUUGGGCACACAGGUCCUCAACACCUUGCUCUACAAUGUUGCAUCAAGAGUUCCAAACAUCCCAAUAAAAAGUAUUACGAGGA
Rhinolophus ferrumequinum (greater horseshoe bat) is the source of this 3602-nucleotide messenger RNA. RefSeq names its product C-terminal binding protein 2 (gene CTBP2). Bases 319 to 3207 code for a protein of 962 amino acids. Gene Ontology annotation, molecular function: transcription corepressor activity; NAD binding; oxidoreductase activity, acting on the CH-OH group of donors, NAD or NADP as acceptor. NCBI's taxonomy places the organism in Eukaryota, Metazoa, Chordata, Mammalia, Chiroptera, Rhinolophidae. The transcript has 9 exons. The record is from RefSeq and is a predicted model, not a curated record.